Messenger RNA from Spirodela intermedia, 5819 nucleotides. The record is from the annotation of a GenBank genome assembly. NCBI's taxonomy places the organism in Eukaryota, Viridiplantae, Streptophyta, Magnoliopsida, Alismatales, Araceae.
AUGUUGGAGGGAAGGAGGCAUUCUGUGGACGUCCCCCUUUCAAAAACAUUGGUGGCGCUCAAAAGAGUUCGGUCCCUACGAGACCCGGAGACAAAUUCGAUGGGUAAAUUUCCCAUGUUCAUUGAAAAUAUGAACUGGGAAACCAACUCAGCAAGUGAUCCAAUUUUAAAGUCGAAUGAUCACAAUGAUGCUGUCCUUACCGAUGGGCAUUAUUUUCAUUCAGACGGAGGAAGAGAUACACAUUAUAGUGAUGCUGAAUCAGUUAAAAGUUCAAGAUUGCAGGACAUUAAACUCUGUUCUGCCAAAAAAUCUUCUAAGCAUAGAAUUGGUGAUCGAGAUUCGACAAGGACCAAAGCGAUUCGUAAGUCAUGUGGGGAACAUCGCCUGCGGCUUGACUCCUCGUGGCUUCGACAUUCACCAGAUCUGUUUGAAGAGGAAGUUGAUUCAUACCGUGAUUUACACUUGGAAGUCCCCGAGAUGGUUAACAGAAAUACUAGAAAGAAAACUCUACAUAGUGAAUUGAGGAGGCCAGCAGCUGCAGCAGAAAAAACGGAUAGAAGAUACAUGGGAAGCCCGUAUUUAUCACCAAGUGAUAAUGCCUUUAGCCCUAGGACGUUGGGAUUCUUCAAUGACGAGCCUGAUGUAACGGAAUCAAAUCAAAAUGGUUGUGGUCUAGGAAGUUGCUGGUCAAGAACGCCAAAGUAUCGAGACCUGGGUGGUUUAUCUGAUGGAGAAGAGCAAUCUCAUCCUUUGUUGGUUGGUGAAGUGCAUAAGCCUGCUUUCAAAGAGAGGAACCCAUAUCCAGAUAGCCCAAGAGGUUUGAGUCAAAAAUUUAGGCCAAGGUCGUUUGAUGAAUUUGUUGGCCAGCCUGUUGUUGUUCAAUCACUUUUGAAUGCCAUCUGUAAAGCAAAAGUUUGCCCAAUGUAUUUAUUUUAUGGUCCACAGGGAACAGGGAAAACAUCAAUGGCCAGGAUCUUUGCAGCUUCUUUGAACUGCCUGUCUUUUGGUGAGAAGAUGCCCUGUGGUAUUUGCAGAGAAUGCGUCUCCUUCUUCUCUGGAAGGAGUAGAGACAUCAAAGAAUUGGAUCCUUCUCAUAUUAACUGCAAGGAUAAAGUAAAGGCGCUUCUUAAGAGCACUUCUCUUGUACCAUCUUCCUCACACUAUAGGGUCUUUAUCAUCGAUGAGUGCCAGUCUCUAUUAGUUGAGACGUGGGCUGCCAUUUUGAAGAGUCUGACUGAACUCCCGAGACAAACAGUUUUUAUUAUGAUUACGUCUGAUCUAGAAAAGCUGCCACCUAUAUCUCUAUCGAGGUGUCAGAAAUAUCACUUUACUAAGUUAAAAGAUGCAGACAUCGUAUGGAGGUUGCAGAAGAUAUGUGUGGAAGAGGCCUAUGACUUUGACGAUGAUGCUCUGACUUUUAUUGCAGUUAAAUCCAAUGGUUCUCUCAGAGAGGCGGAGACAUUGCUCGACCAGCUUAGCUUGCUGGGGAAAAGGAUCACCGUUUCUCUUGCUCAUGAACUUGUGAGUGACGAAUAUGGUCAUAAUUUUACAAACGCUGAAUAGUACCAUGUCAUGCACAAUGGAAAAAUUUCACCUCACCCUCGAACUGAGCUUGGAUAAUAUCUCGUUAGCACAAUGAAAAUGAUCAAAGAGGAACGGCCGUAGGGUCUUAAUUUUUUAUGCCACAACUGCUGUCUUGCUGCAAAAAAUCAUUCACGGCCGUAGGGUCCAUGUGCAGAUAUCGAAAUGAAAGCAUACUUGCUACAAUUAUUAGUUUCUUUUACAAUCUGUUGGAUAUUUGUGGGAAGUUAAUUUUCGUUGUCUUCUUGCUGUGGUGCAGACAGGAGUUGUUUCCGAGGAUGAGUUACUUGAUCUCCUAGAUUUAGCACUUUCUUCUGACACCUCCAACACCGUCAGAAGGGCGAGGGAACUGAUGAGCUCGAGAGUUGACCCUAUGCAGUUAACAUCACAACUUGCUAAUCUAAUCAUGGAUAUUAUAGCUGGGAGAUGUCGACCAGAGAAAGUUGGAAGGAAAUUUUUUGGAGGACACAAAUGUUAGUCCUGCUUCUGUUAGUUAUAAGCAGUUAACUGAAAACAUUGCAGAAUCAUCUAAAUAUGCUUCAUUUUAAUAUUGGAAACCAUAUUCGGUGCGAGUAUAUUUUUUAUUAGUUUCCAUUCACGUUCUUUGUAGCUAUUAACAUGGGCAUAUCUGGUAUUACUAUAAAAGCAAUGAUAGUUAAGUUUCUUUUCAACAUGGGUAUGGAUGUUAAGAAGAAUCCUUCUGCAGGGUGGAUAUGGAGGGUAGGAGGUGGGGGUAUGUGUAUGCAAAAUAUAUUAGACUUGGCAUAUUGUGAAAGGUUACAUAUUUUUGUGGAUGUCUAUGAUUCUUUUUAUUUGUAUUGCAUUGGUAUAGUAUGAAUAUAAUAUGUGACGUUUUUUAUUUGUUUGUACUUGAUGCCUACUUCGGUUUAGGGUCUUUUCAGGUUUAUUAUGAUGUUCUUGGUGUUCAAGGAAGAUGAGUUGCUGAUAUGAAGAUGAGUUGCUUGUUUUUUUUCUGGUUCCAUUAGGUAUAUGAGAAAGUUUUCAUUAGCGUUUAUAGAAAUACAAUUCUAGGGCUAUGUUCUAGUAGGAUUUACGAAUCUGAUGUGUGUGAUUUUUUCAGUGAGUUAUUGCAGAGUGGCCAGUGAAUCAUUUUUAAGGGAGUUAUCCACCGUUUUCCUGGAGAGAUGGAUUCUGUAGGGAUCUUAUCUUAAUGAUAAUGUGUUAUAAGAUGGAGACUUAGUUGGACUGUGAUAUUCUGUACUCUCCACAAAGAAGCCUUUAGCAUGCUUAAAAAAGUUGCUCUCCAUGAAUUCCAUUGGUCACGUGUAGAAUUUACUUUUGGAGUAGUCCGUGCAAGAUUUAAUUUCAGUGUCAUGUCAUUGAAAAUGAUGAUCUCCUGAGUUUAGCUAAUGCUUACUUUGAACUCAUGAGAAGUAGAUCAGCUUGAAGUUUGCAAGGUCACGUUGAUGUGCUGCUCUUCAGUGGAAAGGUGGGAAAGUCUUUCCUUAAUGGGUUUGAAAUUAUCUGCUGAAUAACGGUGUGAGAACUUGACGGAGCAGGAGGUGUGACCUUGGUGAGACAGUGGUGGUCGGCUUGUCUUGGAGACAUGAUUAGAAUAGGGCUUACUAGGCAGCACAUUUGUCUGACUUGGGUGCAAGUCUCCUUACUCGUUGUUUUAUGCAAUUGGCUUUAGAUGGCUCUGUAAGAAGUGCAAACAUAUAUAAGAGCAUAGCUUGAUAAUUUGUAGUGUAUUCACAUGAAUCUUUUGUUUUGAUAAGAGCAGAAAAUGGAUCAAGCUUUCAAUAAUAACUUUCUAAUGUAUAUAUAUGUUUUACUAUGACCACUUCUUUAAUAUUUAAGCGCUGGGCUCUCUCUUUUAAUCCUCUUGCACGCUCCCUUUUUCCUUUUCCUUAAUGUUGCAUAAAAUCCCAUCCUCCAUGGAUUCUUUCUCCUUGAUAAACAAUAAUGUCUGGUAUCGGGUUGGGUGCAUUUCACAUGGAAGAAAUUUAUAACAACAUGAUAUUAGUUAUCUGGCGAGAAGAAAUGGUAUUACUUGCGUCAAAUAGUGUUGAUGGCAGGAAGAACAGGAUGCCUUAUUGUUCUUUCUAAUCUCUUCAUUUCCAUCUCUUGUAACUUUUCAUUUCUUUUCCAAGGCCCAUCACCUGCUGGGGGAAGUAAAAAGCAGGUGAAAAUUAAUAGAGACCAUUGUAAAUGUCCUUAACCCAUUUGAACUUGAAAGUGUGGGGAUUGGACUCAUAUUGCUGUGUGAUUCGUACGUACUAUGUGGAUCCAUACUAAAUUGUCAGCCUGUAUUUUUGAGGUUUCUGUCAGAGACCUUGAGUAUGAUUUGGCCUGUUUUCAUUUAGUCCGUCUUAGAAAAAUUUGAUGGCUGAUAUUUCAUCCUUUAAUUGUUACACUAUUUCAUUACUGUCCUGUGAUUUUAUAGAAUACUGCCUUAUGUAGUUUUGGCUUUCUAUUGGACGUUAUUGAAAAAAUCAUGUAUAGAUUUGCAAUCUUUGUUAGGUUUAUAUUUUUUUUCAGUCUUUAUACAAAUGUAUAUGUUCCUUAAUAAUUUUCUUGUUUGCGUUUUACAGUGGCGGACCUGGGCUUACAAAAGCUUAGGAAUGCACUGAAAGUACUUUCUGAAACGGAUAAACAACUGAGAUCAUCAAAAAGUUGCGCAACAUGGCUCACAGUUGCACUUUUACAAUUCAACACUGGAGAUCCUACUGAUAUUGAUGAUUCUAUGACACUUGUGCGAACAUCAAACCUUAAAGGUGAGGAAGAAUCCUUACCUGGAGAAUACUUAUGUUAAAGAGUGUUCUGUACAUAAUUUGUAGUUUACAACACAUAUCUGUGCAAUGCAGAUGAACCGCUAUGCAGAAGCUUCUCAACAAGGGAGAGUCUUCAGAGUUCUCUCUGUGAGUGCAGUCUUGGUAGAUCCAAUUGUUUCGAGGGAUAUUGCAAUGCAACCAAAAAAUUGGAUACUAUCUGGAGGAGAACAAUUGAAAGCUGUCAAUCAGACCCACCUAGAAGUUUCCUAAAGAAAGGAAGGUUGGCUUCGAUUUAUCUGAAACAAGGUAUAACCAAAAUCCCUAUGGACUGGCCGAGCACUAUUUUAUUCUUCCACGUUUCCUUAAAUGACUAAAAAUUGCUUCUCCAAUUGACUUAGACGUGCACAUGGAUGAUAAGCUAAAAUGAUAAUGUCUUCUCCUGUUACAUCUGCAUUUCUGCCUCCAUCUUAAUAGUAAUUCAUCCGUCGUUAUUUGGGGAAAAAAAGAAAAGAAAAUGUAUUUUAUAGUUUUAGCCGGUUUUUAUGCAAAUAUUUUCUGUGGAUUUUAUGAGAUUUCAUAUAUCCCUCCUUAAAUUACAUCAAAUUUGGCCAUUAUUUGAUGGAAGCCACUGAUUCCCCGGGGAACUUUGUUUCAUCCUUUUAAAAAGGUAAAAUGGGAAUGAAAAAAAUUAAUUUGGACCUGCAGAUUCUGAAAGUCACCUAUCUGUCAAAUCCGAGUCCCUUUUAAAAUGACGACGAAUUUUCAUAUCUUUUCCCUCUAAGCGAUUUAUUUUCGUCCUAAAGUAAUAUUGUGGAUUCUUUUAGGAUCUGGCUUUACUUGCUAUAUUUAGUCCCACUCUACAGAAAUUGAAGUCUCUGUCUUGGUCUAGGAUUGGCUAUUGCCCAAGUUGAAUUCUCCUCUCCUGAGUAUGUAUCCAGAGCAGAGGCUUCAUGGAAACUGAUAACCAACUCGCUCCAGCAUGUUCUGUGCCACAAUGUUGAGCUCAGAAUCAGUCUUGCCCGCUGCUCUUCUUUGACCAAGGCCAAAGAGCUAACAUACAAGUUGCUUGGUUGCUCUGGCAAAAGGCAAUAUACAUUUGACUCACUCCGGGCAGAAUCACUCGUUGACCCUUAUUUUCCUGAGAAACACAUAGAACCCCUCCAUUGUCCCAACACUGCUGCAUCGCUCGGAGCUAUGGUUCAGGACGAGCUGCCAAGAAAGCCUGGCUCAGAUUGUCACAUAACUUCAAAUGGUGUUGUCAGUGAGGAGGAUCUUACCACCCCUGCUGGAAAUCGGCCUGGUUGCUUUGGGAAGUUGCAGAGGACUCCCCUCGCAGCUGAUUCUGGACACAUCUCUGUCAAGGGAUGGCCUCGAGGCAGACUAGUGUUAUCUGUUCCGAGGAAGGCCUCACUUGAAACUUUCCUCUGCACCACAGUUCCGUAUAUCUUCUGCUCUAGAGCAAAUUCUAAAGAAACGUGUAGAUCUGCAAAGGAAGAAGAUUGA